AUGGGAGCGCCGAAGCAGAAGUGGACGGCGGAGGAGGAGGGUGCACUGAGGGCUGGGGUGGACAAGUACGGCCCGGGCAAGUGGCGCGCCAUUCAAAAGGACCCUGCUUUGGGGCCGCUGCUGACUCAUCGAUCCAAUGUUGAUCUUAAGGACAAAUGGCGCAACAUGACAGCAGCCGCCACUGGCGGCAGCAGCAGCGCCAGUGCAGUGGUGCCCGUGCCACGCGUGCGAGCCCCCAGGGAGCAGCGGGCGGCAGCAGCAGCAGCACGCGCUGAGCUGGCAGCAGUCGUGGCGAUGGAGGAGGAAGAAGACGCCCUAUUGGCCGCCGCUGCUGCUGGCAGCGAUGCUGACGUGGCUGAUGGUGGUGCUGACGAUGGGGCGGGGGAGAGCGGGUCAAUGGGCGGGGCUGCUGGGGGGACGGAUGGUGAAAGGGGGGGAGAGGGUGUGGGGGGCGGCAGUGCGAGCAGUGGGCGCACUGGCAGUCGAGGGGGGGCGGGGGAGGAGGGGACGUGGGCCGUUGUACCAUCUGCUGCUGCUGGCGCUGCUGGCAUGGGCCUGCCUGUGACCAGCAAUGCAAGGUUGGAUGAGGCGAUCAUGAUGGCAGUGGCAUCGCUGGAAGGCUCACAGGCAGCACAUGGGUGCUCCGCUGCAGCUAUUGUGAAACACAUUGAGGACCACCAUGCAUCACCACCCAAUCUGCGCCGCCUCGUGCCGCAUCGCCUCAGAGCACUCUCAGAGGAGGGCUGCUUGGUAAAGGUGAGAGCUGGCAGGGCUGCCUGGUGA
This is a messenger RNA of Closterium sp. Yama58-4, 783 nucleotides long. Lineage: Eukaryota; Viridiplantae; Streptophyta; Zygnematophyceae; Desmidiales; Closteriaceae. The record is from the annotation of a GenBank genome assembly.